Lathyrus oleraceus (garden pea) is the source of this 1952-nucleotide messenger RNA. Its product is annotated as transcription factor TCP24. The record is from RefSeq and is a predicted model, not a curated record. The coding region runs from base 518 to 1702 and encodes 394 amino acids. Gene Ontology annotation, cellular component: nucleus. The transcript is spliced from 3 exons. Gene Ontology annotation, molecular function: DNA-binding transcription factor activity; sequence-specific DNA binding. Lineage: Eukaryota; Viridiplantae; Streptophyta; Magnoliopsida; Fabales; Fabaceae.
CGACUAAAGUGUAGAAACGGCACAGUUCUCGAUAAGCCCGUUUGAUUGUCUUGUUUUGUUGGAUCGAACGAACAAUUAAUCACUUUGUUCUUCCUUCUUUCCACACUCUCAAACACACCCUAAUUCUAUACGUGUAUCAAUCCUCACCCUUCAAACAACUCUUUCAUCUCUCUCUCUCUCUUUUUUUUCUUCUUCUAGCUUUUCACUUCAAGGUGCACUUGAGAAAUGAAGAGUGUUUUGGAAAAUUCAACCAUUUUUCAAAUAACACAUGAAAAGGAGGUGAAGCUCUGAAUGAAACCUACUAAUCAUAAUCAGUCUUUUACUUUUGAAAACUGAAAAAAAAUAAGCCUUAAACAAGGGUUUCUGACUUAGACUGUGAAACAUCAUUAUCAUUUAAUAUUUACUAAAUUAAAUAAAAAGCACUUUUUAUCACUAUACAGCCGAACUACUUAUUUAUUAAGCCUCAAUUUUCAUACACAUAGCAUAGGUGUUUCUCUUUCUAAGGCAUGAUUGUGAAAUGGAGGAUGAGAUUCAAGCAUGUAAGUUUCCGAGACUCGGAAAUGUUGUAAACAACUUAAGCAAUUCAAGCAUCAAGAGUUUAGGUUCUGGUAGAAGGAAGAAUGUUGGAGGAAUUAUUGGAAGUGAUUUUCAGAGAAGUUGGCAGGAGCGGCAGCAGGAGGAAGAGAACUCUUCGAGAAUCGUUAGAGUGUCGAGAGGCUCCGGUGGAAAAGAUAGACACAGCAAAGUGAUGACUUCGAAGGGUUUACGAGAUAGAAGAGUUAGGCUAUCGGUUACGACGGCUAUUCAGUUCUAUGAUCUUCAAGAUAGACUUGGUUAUGAUCAACCGAGUAAAGCGGUUGAUUGGUUAAUCAAAGCCGCUUCGGAUUCUAUCUCGGAGCUACCUUCUCUCAAUAACGCGUUCGCUCAAAUUGAUGUUGAUGCGAAGAGCGAUGAGAAAAACAUACAACCAGAUUUUGAGUUUGAUGAUGAAAGACUGAACAAGAAUCUUUGUUUGUCUAAGUCUGCUUGUAGCAGUACUUCUGAGACGAGUAAAGAAAAUGAGUCUAGCAUUGCACAACAUCAACAUCAGCAUCAGCAUCAACAUCAUCAAAACAUGUCUCAUACAGCUUCGUUUACUGAGUUACUCACCGGUGGAAUUGGUAGUAGUAACAAUGGAUCAAUUCAUGAUAACCAGAUUCCUCAUGGUGGUUUCUCAGGACAUUCACCAUUCAAUAGUGAAAAUGAAAACCAGUCAGAUAUGAUUCAGCUGCAGCAUUUUCCAUUUAUGUCUGAGCAACAUCUCAUGCAACCAUCCGUGGUGAAUUCAUCUUCAUCGUCAUCUUCUCAUCAUCAACAUCAAAAUGGGAGUCAUGACAAUUACAAUCUCAACUUCACGAUAUCUUCUUCGGGCCUUGUUGGUUACAAUAGGGGGACCCUUCAGUCCAAUUCACUUUUGCCUCAUUUCCAGAGGUUCUCAACCAUGGAUCAUGGAUCAUCGACAACAACGUCAUCGUCCAAUAAUCUACCUAGUUUCUUCACAGGAGCACCUGUUCCUCCUCCUCCUGUUGCUGCUGCUACUCCAACCAUGGAUCAACAACUUCAUUUCUCACCUCUCUUUGACGCUCGUUUGCAACUUUUCUACCGCGAUGGAACUGGAAGCCAGCAUUCAGAUCAGAAGAACAACAAAUGCAAUAAGAAUUGAGUUCUUCCCAAGAAUCAUUUUCCAUGGCCUUCCUAUGUAGGAGUAAAAAGUUGUGCCAUAUCCUUGCUUUCUAUGUAGGAGUAACAAGUUGUGUCAUAUCCUUGUUAAGUGUUGGUAUUUACUUUGGGACCAUUUUGAGUCAUUGACUUGCAUUUUGAGUAUUUGGAAAUUUCUUAUGCAUCCAGAUUAUUGUCUUGUAAAAGAAUAUUGAUUGAACUUAUUCUUUCAAUUUCUACAAUUAUUUUGCAAA